AUGGAUUUCUAUACCAGAAGUGUUUAUGCUGCUGUUGCAAGAUUACAAAAUCCUGAUAUUAUAUCACCAAUUGAUGAUGAAUUAUAUUUAAUGCAAAGUGAAGUGUGUGUAGACCAUCUUCUUGAUAAACAUGAUAAUUGUUGGGCUGAAGUCUGUUGGAAGGCUCAAAAUCCAGAAAUUGACUUGGUUGAUACCAAUAUGAUUGGAUAUACUCAAAAUCAAGCAAAUAUUCUCAAAGAAUUUCUCAAAAAACAUACAAAACUUCUUUUAAAGCAGAGUCUAAUAACAACUAUACGAACUAGUAUCAAUGAAGCAUUUAAUCGUGUAAAAUUGAAUUACACUGAUAAAAAGGUGGAUUUUGCAAAAUCAUUUUCAGCACGACAUGGACUUGCAGUCUUACACAAUAAUAAUGAUCUUUUAGAAAUGUUAAAAGUCAUUAGACAAGCAGGAAAUCUUCCAGAAUUUUCUGAACAAGAUCAAAUAAAUAUUGAAAAAAUCUGGAAACAAAGAGAAAGCAAACGUAAAUAUAAUGUUGUAGAAAUCAAUAAAAAAAUGCUGCUCGAGUCAAAAAAAUUGCAGAAACACAAAAACAAAUGGAAGAAUUUGAUUUCUCAAAGGUUAAAUAAUUAUCGCGAGUUGCAACAAGAGAGUAUAGAAUCUUUUUUAAAGGGACAGGAUACCUUAACAAUUUUGCCAACAGGUGUUGGAAAAACACUUAUUUUUUCUGUUGCUAGUAUAUUAUCGAAAGCUUUAACAGUUGUUUUUAUACCCUUAAAGACCAUAAUGGAAUUUCAAUUACAUGAACUUGUGGGAAUGGGCAUACCUGCUGCUGCAAUAUUUGCUGCUUUAGAUCAAUUCUUAGAAGUACAGGAAAAAAUUUUUGGUGAAAUCGCAGCACGUAUAACAAAAGUUUUGUGGACUACAUCUGAAAAGUUUGUUAAUAGUUCAAGAUUUCGUCAUUUUUUACAUAAUGUAUAUAAAACACGUGGCAUACAAUUUGUUAUUGAUGAGUCUCAUUGUGUUCUAGAAUUUGGACAAUUUAGACCUGCAUGGGCAGAAUUAGGACAAGUAAAGAAUAAAUUUCCAUCAGCACCGAUUCUAUUAUUGACCGCAACUUGCUCUUAUCAGGGAGCAUCAGAGCUUGCGACAAUUUUGCAAAGACCAAAUCUGAAAAAGGCUAUUAUAAAAGCAGUAUAUGAGAAUUUAAAGCAAAUCUCUGAGGGUCGAGCAAUUAUAUACUCAUCAACUCCAGACAAAUGUAUAGAGAUUUUCAAUGACCUUAAAGAAUGCAUAGAUCCUAAACGACUUGAUAUCUAUCAUGGAAAAAUGCACAGUGUUGAUCAGAAAAUGACUAUACAGGUAGGACGAGCUGGAAGAGAUGGACAAUUAGCUAAAAGUGUAGUUUUGUAUUCAUGCGCAGAUAUUCGUAGAUUACUAAUGAUUGUUAAUGGAAAAAUAGAAAGUGCCAAUGAGCCUAAUAUAGAUGCUGAAAUAAGUGAAUUCAUCUCUUUUGAGAUUAAACGUCACUAUGCUCAUUUAAACAGAUCGAAACAAAAUAUAUUUGCAAUGGCCUAUACCUUCGAAGACUUAUAUCAAUGCUGCUGGAAAAUGGCAUAUGAGCCAUUCAGGUGGAUAGAGGAUUCUGAAAUCUCUGAGUAUGGUAUUUGUGAUAAUUGUGAAAGACGCAUUGCAAAAGAAGUCGUAUGGUGUGAUAUUCGUAGAGAUUUGCUUCAGAUUUUAGAUACAGUUAAUAGACUGAUAGAAUUUGCGAAUAAUCUGACAACACGGUUGGUCAAUUUUGGAUACGAAGACAUUGCAGAUGUCUUUAUGAAAGCUGACAACAAAAAUACACGUGAGAAAAAUUUGACUUCUUUGUGGGUAAAUAGAAAUAAGGAUGAUAUGGAAGAUGACACUGAAGAAUCAUUUAUUAAUACAAAAAAUGCAUGUUUACACGCUAUUGACAGGCUUUGUGUAGAAGGAUUGUUGGUGCAAAAGGUAGCAAUCAAACCGUUGCGACCAGAUUCUUCGACAUUUGUAUAUACCUCUAGCAUCUCCGAGAUUGCUGCUGGGGCAAGACAAAAAAUAGCAGAAAAUUCAUGGCUCGAG
Messenger RNA from Ambispora gerdemannii, 2106 nucleotides. The record is from the annotation of a GenBank genome assembly. NCBI's taxonomy places the organism in Eukaryota, Fungi, Glomeromycota, Glomeromycetes, Archaeosporales, Ambisporaceae.